Messenger RNA from Epinephelus fuscoguttatus (brown-marbled grouper), 635 nucleotides. It is a transcript of the gene grb2a, whose product is annotated as growth factor receptor-bound protein 2a. Lineage: Eukaryota; Metazoa; Chordata; Actinopteri; Perciformes; Serranidae. Gene Ontology annotation, molecular function: protein binding. Bases 260 to 607 code for a protein of 115 amino acids. The record is from RefSeq and is a predicted model, not a curated record. The transcript is spliced from 4 exons.
UCUAUUUACCUCCCUGUCCGCCAGCAUGUUGAGUAAAGUAGUUCCCCUGUUUGGCUCAUUAACCACGGUGUGACGAUACACUGAACUAAAACUUGCCUAUUUGCGUUUUUUAAUGUGCAGCAGUUAGUCCGCGCAUUAUUGCACGCGCUCUGUGUGAAGUUUGAAACCUGUUGUUUAUCGGUGAACUUCCCGGGAGAGGCGCCGUCCUCUCCCGUCCUGUCUUUGCUUACCUCUGAAAGGUGUCAGCGGGUGUUUCUCCAUGGAGGCCACAGCAAAGCACGACUUUGAUGCAACAGUAGACAGUGGAGUCACUUUAAAACGUGGAACAAUAGUGAAGUUUCAGUUUUCUGACAACAAGUGGUACAAAGCAGAGGUUGAAGGGAAGGAAGGCCUGGUUCCCCGCAACUAUGUCCAACUUAAACCACAAGACUGGUGUCAUGGUGGCAUAACUCGAGGGAAGGCUGAAGAGCUGCUGAGGAAACAGGGAUACGGUGGAGCCUCCCUCCUCCAAGAAAGCCAGAGCUCUCCAGGGGAUUUCACCCUCUCUGUCAAAUUCUGCAAGUCGAGGCUUUGUUUGACUUUAAACCUCAGGAGGAGGGCGAGCUGAGCUUCAAGAGAGGAGAGAUCAUUCAGGU